Messenger RNA from Xenopus laevis (African clawed frog), 2004 nucleotides. RefSeq names its product SPARC (osteonectin), cwcv and kazal like domains proteoglycan 2 S homeolog (gene spock2.S). Gene Ontology annotation, cellular component: gel phase of interstitial matrix. Gene Ontology annotation, molecular function: calcium ion binding; serine-type endopeptidase inhibitor activity; extracellular matrix binding. The record is from RefSeq and is marked provisional. Lineage: Eukaryota; Metazoa; Chordata; Amphibia; Anura; Pipidae.
CAGGAUCAUGUGGAACCCGGGGGGCACCUGUCUCAUCCUCCUGCCCCUUGUGCUCCCCAUCGCCUGGGCACAGGGAGACGGCAAAGAGGUGGAAAAUACAGGCAAUUUUAUGGAGGAUGAGCAAUGGCUGUCCUCUAUUAACCAGUACAGCGGCAAGAUCAAGCACUGGAACCGCUUCAGAGAUGAGGUAGAGGACGACUACAUCAAAAGUUGGGAGGAUAAUCAGCCAGGAGAUGAAGCUCUGGACACUACAAAGGACCCUUGCCAGAAAGUGAAAUGCAGCCGUCACAAAGUUUGCAUUGCACAUGGCUACCAAAAAGCAAUGUGCAUAAGCCGUAAGAAGUUAGAGCACAGGAUUAAACAGCCCAGCAUGAAGAUUCAUGGAAACAAAGACAGUCUUUGCAAGCCCUGCCACGUGACCCAGCCUGCUACAGUCUGUGGUUCUGAUGGACACACAUACAGCUCUGUGUGUAAACUGGAGCAGCAGGCAUGUCUCACUAGCAAACAGCUGACUGUUAAGUGCCAAGGCUCUUGCCCCUGUGUAACAGAACACACACCUACCGCUACAACAGAGGCUGGCAAACAAGGAGAGACGUGCACUGGUCAGGAUUUAGCUGAUCUCGGAGAUCGUUUACGGGAUUGGUUCCAACUUCUUCAUGAGAAUUCUAAACAAAAUAACACAUCAAACCCUGGAAGCAUACAAGUAAAUGUUUUGGAUAAGAGCCUAGUGGCUGGCUGCAAGGACUCCAUUGGAUGGAUGUUUUCAAAGCUGGACUCCAACAACGAUCUCUUCCUGGACCAAGCAGAGUUGACAGCUAUCAACCUGGACAAAUACGAGAUCUGCAUUCGGCCAUUCUUCAAUUCCUGUGACACUUAUAAGGAUGGGCGCGUUUCCACCGCAGAGUGGUGCUUCUGCUUCUGGAGAGAGAAGCCACCAUGUCUUGUGGAGCUUGAGAAGGUUGAGAUACAGGAGGCAGCUAAAAGAAAGCCAGGUGUGUUCAUUCCCAGCUGUGAUGAGGAUGGCUACUACAGAAAGAUGCAGUGUGAUCGGGCCAGUGGAGAAUGCUGGUGUGUGGAUCAACAUGGCUCAGAACUGACAGGAACACGGAUUCAUGGAAACCCAGACUGUGAUGACAUGGUUGGAUUUUCUGGAGAUUUUGGAAGUGGUGUGGGGUGGGAAGAUGAAGAAGAAAAAGAGACAGAAGAUGCUGGUGAGGAGGCCGAGGAAGAAGAAGGAGAGACAGGCGAGGCAGAUGAUGGAGGAUAUAUCUGGUAGACACGCAGUAGCAGAGUCCUGUCUAGGCCUUGCAGCAAUGUUGGGAGGUUGCAGUAAAUAGUGAUCUGACGCCAGUGAUCAGGAAACACAGCUGAAUGUACAUUAUACUUCAACAGAAAUUGUGUGUGUGAGCAUGCAUGUGUGCCUGUCGAUUGAUUGCUUUGAGAUUCCAGCUCAUUUUCCUAUGACAUAAGUGAGCUGUCUUACCUGAAAUUAGGCAUUUUAUUCCUUUCAUUAUUAUUAUGUCAUCUUUAUUUCUGACUCCAGAAUCAAGCACACACCUCUGAGACAUGUUUUCUGCCACCCAGCCAUGAAAGGGCUUAUAGCCAAAGAGAUAUUGGAUACUCUGAAAUGAGAUUGAAAACCUCAAACAAGGUAUUAUUAAUUCACUAGUGUUCAAAAAGAUUCCUGAAGUCAUUUAGCUGUCAACAUUAAUACCCUUAAAUAUGGUUGUAUGAAAAGAGCCUAUUCCCACUGCUUGAUAUAGAAUAGAAAGUCACUUCUUUUGUCAGCGGGUGCUUAUCUAUAUUGUGCUAAAGUCAAAUUUAUUUUUUGUUUAAAAAACAAAAAUAGGUGAACAUUUGGAAUUCAUGUAAGUUCGGAGAUGUACAUUAUUCUGCAUGUAAAAUCUUUCUGGCACAAUUUGAGUCACUUUGACCGUAGCUGAAAUGCUUAUAGGCAUCUUGUAUUGCUCAUGAAAGAUUAAAAAGAUAGAUCUUUCCAUUGUA